Molecule: messenger RNA, 1113 nt
Organism: Mytilus trossulus (common blue mussel)
Lineage: Eukaryota; Metazoa; Mollusca; Bivalvia; Mytilida; Mytilidae
Product: carboxypeptidase N subunit 2-like
Exons: 12
Coding region: 1-1113 (370 amino acids)
Cellular component (GO): extracellular matrix
Molecular function (GO): protein binding
Source: RefSeq, a predicted model, not a curated record
AUGGAUAGGAGGAUAAGAUACAGUGGAGGAAUGUCAGUAUUGCUUUGGUGCAAGAACAUAACACUAUUACUAUUAAUUGGAGAGGGUUGCAGUGCCAAUACAGAUUGUAAAACAUUAUCUACCUGUGAAAUGGUAUGUGAUACCAGAGGACCUUUGUAUAGAUGCAACGGAAGUGGUCUUAUAGAAGUGCCAAACUUCCCUGAGUCAACACUAGAGCUAGACAUACGUGGGAACACUUUGACGAAUUUGCUACUUAAUGUGUUCUACUCUAUUGUUGAUAUAGAACAAUUAGAUUUAUCAAACAACAAACUUAUUAGCGUACAUGAUGCUAUUUUCUCGAAAAAUGUUGCAUUGGAAUUAUUGGAUUUAUCUAACAACCACCUAACUAGCGUGUCGGUAGCCUUUGUCAGUAAUAAUGUGGCAUUGAAACAUCUGUCCGUAUCGAACAACAAUCUUACAAGGUUACCUGAUGAUGUUUUCAUGAACAAUGUGAUGUUGAAAUCUUUGGAGUUAUCCAACAACAAACUUUCAAGCAUACCUGAUGCUGUUUUCAGUAACAAUGUGAAAUUGCAAUCUUUAAGUUUAGCUAACAACUAUUUAACCAGCAUACCUAAAGAUGUUUUCAAGAACAAUGUGGCAUUGGUAUAUGUGAGUUUAUCGAACAACAAUCUAACUAGAGUACCUGAUGCUGUUUUCAUGAACAAUGAGGCACUGACACAUUUGGUUUUAUCGAACAACAACAUAACAAGCGUACCUGACGGUGUUUUAGAGAACAACAGGACAUUAACAAAUAUAUAUUGCAAAGAAUGUUUUGACUGUGACUGCUUGUAUGCUUCAACCUAUCAAUGGAUAACUACAAUUGUAAAGGACUUACAGGCAUACGAGUUAACAUGCCGUAACGGAGAAGCUCUCCCUGACACUAUUGUCAAAUGCACAGACGAUGGAUCACAUUUAGCAGUUGACAUUAUAGAAAAUGAAACAUUGUGUUAUUGCAAAAACUCUACUUCAAUGAAAGAAUCCUCUAUGGAUUCAACGACUGAAACAACCCCGCCUAUAGAAUCAACAAUUGAAAAGGUCCAGCGUAAUACCAAGACCGAUGGCAAGUCACAUUAA